Messenger RNA from Drosophila simulans, 646 nucleotides. RefSeq lists its product as uncharacterized. Lineage: Eukaryota; Metazoa; Arthropoda; Insecta; Diptera; Drosophilidae. The coding region runs from base 1 to 549 and encodes 182 amino acids. The record is from RefSeq and is a predicted model, not a curated record. The transcript is spliced from 3 exons.
AUGGGGACCGUUUCAAACGUUUUAUAUUUAGUCCUAUUCUUCCGUAUUGCCCUCGAACUUGGUUCUAUUAAUGCUUCCAGAUUUAAGUUUACCAACUUUGUGUGUGAUUCAGUGAAUGAAACUUGGCUGGCCGUGCAUCAGUGUCGUUUAAAGGCAAUUCGAAGGGGCACAACGACAUUGAGUUUUAAUGGAACGGUGCUUAAAAAAGUCUCAAAGUUUCGAGUCCAUGGCCAAAUUUUCAAGCGGGCCAAUGGCUUUAAGCCGUGGCUCUACAACAUCUCCUUUGAUGGUUGUCGAUUUUUGCGAAAGCCCUAUGAACCGCCAGUCAUCAUUGUUUUUAAUCUAUUAAAAUCCUUUUCUAAUUUGAAUUUCACAUGUCCCUAUAUGGGUCCAGUGUAUAUAAUGGGAUUGCACAUCAUAGGAGAACAGAUUCCGGUGCCACUCCCCACUGGGGAAUACUUAAUACAGAUAAAAUGGUACAUUGGUAAGACACUUUUCCUAUCGACGGGCAUACGAUUUGCCUUUGAGGAGAACUUCUCAUCUUAUUAAAUGUCUCCCAGCAAAUUUUAAUCUUCUUAUCGAUGUAAAUUAACUGUUGUAAUAAAAAGAGUAAGCUGUUGUUUAUGCGAUCAAAAAGUCGCUAUGA